This is a messenger RNA of Cryphonectria parasitica EP155, 2946 nucleotides long. Its product is annotated as PigN-domain-containing protein. The record is from RefSeq and is a predicted model, not a curated record. Lineage: Eukaryota; Fungi; Ascomycota; Sordariomycetes; Diaporthales; Cryphonectriaceae. Gene Ontology annotation, molecular function: mannose-ethanolamine phosphotransferase activity. Gene Ontology annotation, biological process: GPI anchor biosynthetic process. Gene Ontology annotation, cellular component: endoplasmic reticulum membrane. The transcript has 4 exons. The coding region runs from base 1 to 2946 and encodes 981 amino acids.
AUGGCGCGCUUUCCACGGUUCAGGUUUUUGGCCCUGGCCGUAGUCUUUCAUUUGAUCUAUAUGAUCUCCAUCUUCGACAUCUAUUUCGUUAGUCCUAUCGUAUCCGGCAUGCGACUCUUCAAGGUCGAGCGCCCAGCUUCCGGUAGGGCUCCCGCGGAUAGACUGGUCCUGUUCGUUGGCGACGGUUUGCGCGCCGACAAGGCUUUCCAGUCCCACCCUGAACCGUACCCCGAGUCUGACGCAGACCUCGAGCCCCGCCCUCUUGCGCCUUUCCUCAGAUCUCGAGUGCUGGAGCAGGGCACAUUUGGUGUCUCCCACACACGGGUCCCGACAGAAUCGCGGCCUGGACAUGUUGCGCUUAUUGCCGGAUUGUACGAGGACGUGUCGGCUGUCACGACCGGCUGGAAGCUGAACCCUGUCAACUUUGACAGCGUGUUCAACCGCAGCCAGCACACUUGGAGUUGGGGCAGCCCGGACAUUCUGCCUAUGUUUGAACAGGGAGCCGUGCCUGGGAGGGUAGACGCCUUCAUGUACGGCGCCGAGGAGGAGGAUUUCUCGCAAGACGCGACCCAUCUAGACUACUGGGUUUUUGACCACGUCAAGGAGCUGUUCGACGACGCGCAGCGCAACAAGACGCUGAAGGACGCCCUGAAGCAGGAACGGGUUGUCUUCUUUCUACACCUGCUCGGCCUCGAUACGACCGGACACUCGUACCGACCCUAUUCCAAGGAGUAUCUUCAUAACAUCAAGGUCGUCGACCAGGGCGUCAAGGAGACCACCGAGCUGAUCGACAAGUUCUACAACGACGGCAGGACGGCGUACGUCUUUACGGCGGAUCACGGGAUGAGCGACUGGGGCAGUCACGGUGAUGGUCACCCAGAUAACACACGCACGCCUCUGAUUUCAUGGGGUUCCGGCGUCGCCAAGCCUGAGAUCCAUUCAGGACGGGUUGCGCCGGGCCAUGAUGAGUACUCCUCCGAUUGGAACCUGGAUCAUGUCAGGAGGCACGAUGUGAGCCAGGCGGACGUAGCUGCGCUGAUGGCCUAUUUGGUCGGCGUCGAGUACCCCGCGAACUCAGUCGGCGAGCUCCCGUUACCAUACCUUGCGGCAGACGUGGGUGAGAAGGCAGAGGCGUUGCUGGUCAAUGCCCAGGAGAUCCUUGAGAUGUACCGAGUGAAGGAAGAGCAGAAGAGAGCCUCAGAGCUGAGAUAUCGACCGUACAGACCGCUUGGAGAGAGCGGCCAUUCCUCCGACGAGCGAGUCGCUGCCAUCCGCCAGCUCCUUACCGAUGGCAAGUACGAGGAGGCUAUCGAGGAGUCCGAGGCGCUCAUCGAGAUUGCCCUGCAGGGUCUGAGAUACCUGCAGACGUAUGACUGGCUCUUCCUCCGGGCGACAAUCACCAUUGGGUACCUGGGAUGGAUGGUAUAUGCCAUUACAACUGUCAUCAACCUCCACGUCCUUCAAGGUGCCGUGGUGCCUUCGAGAAAUCUGACCGCGACGGCAGCCUUCACUGCUGUCUAUGUGAUGCUUGCUGCCUCUUUCAUCAUCUCCAACUCGCCUGUUGCAUACUAUGCAUAUGCGUUCUUUCCUGUUUUGUUCUGGGAGGAGGUUUAUGCCCGCCGGGAGUCUCUUGUCCGGGGGGCCAAGGUCAUCUUGGGAGACGCGCGACCGGCCUCCUUGGGCCUGGGUGGUGCGGCCUACAUUGGCAUCAUCAUUUCCCUGGCCAUAGGCUACAUCCACCGCGAGGUGCUGACAGUACUGUACAUUGUCGGCGCCUUCUGGCCCCUGGCAUCCGGGCUGUCGUUCGUGCGGGAGCACUGGACCCUGUCCUCGGUAUGGGCAGUCUCCUGCCUCUCCAUGAGCACCUUCACCCUUCUGCCAGCAAAUAAGACUGAGAAUGUAACACUUGUCCUGUUGGGAGGUGCGUUGAUGGUUGCCGUUGGGCUUCUGUACUUGGCACUUGAGGACCGCGUGCUGGCCGACUUUUCGAUGACUGCAUCCAAGUCCUCGCUCAAGAGGCAGCACCUCUCGAGAGUGCUUACUGGAGUUCAGGUGGGCCUGAUAGCGCUAGCCAUGGUUGUCACGAGAUCAAGCGCACUGUCUUUGCAGGCCAGGCAAGGACUACCUCGUGGCAACCAGAUCGUGGGCUGGCUUGUGUUGGUCACCUCAUUCCUCAUGCCCCUAGCAUACCGGCUGGAUACCAACAACAACUACCUACACCGCCUCGUGGUCAUCUUCCUCACCUGCGCCCCCACCUUCGUGAUCUUAACCAUCUCUUAUGAGGGGCUGUUCUAUGUCGUGUUCUGGGUGACGCUGGUGGCAUGGGUGAGGCUUGAGUACGAGGUCUACGGCAGGUCCACCCACAAGAUACCCAGCCAGCUGCCGAACCCAUAUCGGCCGCUCAGGCUCGCCGACGCACGCGUGGCGCUCUUUUUCUUCGUGUUACUGCAGUCGGCCUUCUUCUCGACUGGCAACAUCGCCUCCAUUUCCUCGUUCAGCCUGGAGAGCGUCUCCCGGCUGCUCCCCAUCUUCGACCCGUUCUCUCAGGGGGCGCUACUGAUUCUCAAGCUCAUGAUCCCGUUCGCGCUGGUGUCGGCGAACCUGGGGAUCCUCAACAAGCGAAUCGGCGUGGCGCCCUCGGCGCUCUUCAUGGUGGUCAUGGCGAUCACCGACAUCCUGACGCUGUACUUCUUUUGGGUGGUCAAGGACGAGGGCUCAUGGCUGGAGAUUGGCAGCACGAUCUCGCACUUCGCCAUCGCCAGCCUGCUGAGCGUCUUCGUGACGGCGCUCGAGGGCGUCUCGGCCUGGUUUAUCAGCGGGGUCGAGGUCCUCGGUAUGCCGGGCGGCAAGGCCGGGAAUGGUAACGCUGUUGAAUCGGGGACCAAGGCCGGGGCGAAUGGGGUGAAGGCCGGGGCUGGGGAAAAGGCCACGGCGGGGAAGUCAUAA